CGGUCCGUGUUCACCGCGCAGCGUUCCCGUUUAACACACGGUAGUGAGUAAGUUGUUAUCGCCGUUCGCCGGUCCGCCGCCGCCGCCACCGCCGCCGACGUCAGUUUCAACCCCACGUGAUUUUGGCGCGCGACUAUCGAACUCGGCCCGAUACGCCGCGAAUAAAAUAUAACUGCAUCACUACCUAUGUAACAUUAUUGUUUUAAUUGUUGUCGUUAAGGCGCCGCAACAACAAUAAUAAAAAAUAUUUUCGUUAUUAACAAGAGUUAUCUUUCUCGACUCGCCCGCGUAAUAACUUUGUCGACCCAGCGUAUCGUCCGUCGCGCGUUCGCGUCGUUUCGCGCGUCYGUGUCCAACCGCGUUUGCCGUGCGCUAGACGAGUCGGUUGUUUAAUGUAUCCGUGGUAUCCGAGAGAUACGGCCGAAGUGCAGGUGUGCGCCACAGGACCGCAGUCGUCCGGCAGCCCGACGUCCGCCACGUCGCCGGCCAUCAAGAGCGAAAGCGGUUCGGCGUACGGCGACUGCAUGGAUUAUGCAUUACAUGCAAAGAAGGCGGCUUUCCUGUGGCCGUCGCCGGAGCAACAGGCACAACAGCAGCAGCAACAGCAGCAGCAGCAGCAGCAACAGCAACAGCAACAACAGCAACAACAACACCAACAACAGCAGCAACAGCAACAACAGCAGCAGAAUAACCUGGGCGCGACCGGUGGUCAGACUUUAGGCCCCGGCGCCGGUAACCUGAACAACAACAACAAUAACAGUAGCAGUAACAACAACAAUAACAACAACAGCCACCUAAACGGUAACAAGUGUGGCGUCGGCAGUGCCGGGUCGGCCGUCCACCCGCAACACCUACAACAGCAAGGUGGCGCGGCCACCGGGGCGGGCGGCACCGGACUGGUGCACUGGAUGUCCAUGAUGGCCGAGCACAUGAACAACGCCGCGGCUACACAUCACCAUCACCAUCAUCCGCACCAUCAUCAUCACCCAGCCGAUCCGGCCAACGCCAUGCACUACAUGUGGAACACGCCUGCCGUCGACGUGCAAUGCGGAGGACAUGGAAAAGAAGUGGACUAUAGUUGGACUAGACAGACAGCCAUGAAACAAGGCUAUGAGGUGAAAAUGAAUAACAACGAUCAUAUUCAACAACUUUCAAAAGGUGGUAUGGAAGAUGGUUCCGGUAUGUACCAGCAGCACGGGGGUGGUACGCCGAGGUCGCAUAGUACGGCAAGUACGGCUAGCAGCAUUUCACCCACUGGUAACUCAGCAACGCCCAUGUUAAUCGUACCACAUCCGAUAAAUGCAGCUAAAAUCACGGAUGCACAUCACGUGGUCACACAUCAAAAUGGUGGCGKCCGAAAAUAUACUUGCAAAAUGUGCCCAUCGGGUCGCGGUAGGAAGCGGGGCGUGAACAAAGGUAGAGACGGUCUCGGAUGGUCGAGUGUGGACCACGGAAACCCAGAGCAGAUAUUUGCGUCCAAGUCGGAAUUGCAAUUGCACUCCCAGCUACACGUCAAAGACGUGAAACCGUACAAAUGUCAUCAGUGCAACAAAACAUUCGCCAACAGUUCGUACCUGAGUCAGCACACGCGCAUCCAUCUGGGCAUCAAACCGUACCGAUGUGACAUCUGCCAGCGGAGGUUCACGCAGCUCAGCCACCUGCAGCAGCACAUACGCACACAUACCGGCGACAAGCCGUACAAGUGCAGGCACCCGGGAUGCACCAAGGCAUUUUCGCAGCUCAGCAACCUGCAGUCGCACUCCCGGUGCCACCAGACGGACAAGCCGUUCAAGUGUAACUCGUGCUAUAAGUGCUUCCAGGACGAGCAGUCACUGCUCGAGCACAUACCCAAGCACAAGGAGUCCAAACACCUCAAAACGCACAUAUGCCAGUACUGUGGCAAGUCGUACACGCAAGAAACGUACCUGUCCAAGCACAUGCAGAAGCACGCCGAGCGGAUGGACAAGCGGCCRCCGAUCAUCGGCAUACCGCGAGUGGCCCUGGAGAACGGCGCGUACUGGGGAAAGAUGUCGCCAGAUACGGCCAACAACUUGGUGGAAGCCAUCAACCAGCAACAGCAGCAGCAAGAAUGCAUGCAAGGAGGAGGCGGUAGCGGUGGUUCCAACGGCGGCGGCGGUGUCGCAACCGCCGGCGACUUGAACGCCGGUGGACCGUCUAGCACCGCAGCGUCUGUGUCCGCCGACGAUCAGCCGUCCAACAGGCACGGCGCCCACCUACCCCCCGCUCCGCCAGAGUACCUGUCGGACACUUCGUCCGUGCCCAAGACGAGUACGUCCGCGUUCACGCCCAUCCAGUCGUUCGGACUGCCGACGCACCCACCGCCGCCACCAUCRCACCAUCCGCACCACCCGCACCAUCAGCAGCACCACCAGCAGACCAUGUACAUGCCGUACAACCACUUGUCGUUCUCGGGCGCCAAGCAGCUGGGCGCGCACGGCCACCAACUGUCGCCGAUGGCCGGGCCCAUGGACAUGAAGCCGCCGUCCGUCGGGUCCGUGCCCAACGGGUUCCCCAACCAGCUGAUCUCGCUGCACCACAUACGCAACUACUCACACCAGCCGAGUCCGUCGUCCAUCAUGUCCGAACAUCUGUUGCAUGGCAUGAAGGAUAAGGUGCAGUAGUAGUGGGUGAUAAGCGGCUGGCAUCGUCGUACCCACUACGUUUAUAUUAUCAUAAUAAUUGUACCCACAUUGGCACGUUGCCGCGAUUCCCGGGGACGUACCAUAUGUCGUAAUAUCUGUAUUUUUGUAUAGUUCAAUAUUAUGCAUAAUGUCAUAAUAAUACUAUUAUUAUAUGUGUAUCGGUACGCGGAAAACCGUAUUGAUAAUAAUAUUUAUGAAACGCCCGCACGGUAUUCCUUGUAAUAUUAUAUAUUAAUAUCAUCGUCGUUGUCGCCUGUGUCGAAUGUGAUUAGAUUAAAUAUAUAUUGAAAUACGCAUACAUUUAUAUCAGGUUAGGACGUUAGGUGUACUGGCUGUAGAUAUUAUGUAUGUAUAUAUUAAAUUAUGUAUAAUAUCUACCUUGCGACACGAGCCAACUGUGAUGACGCACGCAACAGCGAACUGUCGACGACCGCCACAAUUUUCUCGCCGAUAUACGCCGUUUAUUAUUAUUAUUAUUAUUAUUAUUAUUUGUAUUAUUAUAAUUAUUAUUAUCAAUAUUAUUAUUAUUAU
Molecule: messenger RNA, 3194 nt
Organism: Diuraphis noxia (Russian wheat aphid)
Lineage: Eukaryota; Metazoa; Arthropoda; Insecta; Hemiptera; Aphididae
Product: zinc finger protein rotund-like
Biological process (GO): regulation of transcription by RNA polymerase II
Cellular component (GO): chromatin; nucleus; transcription regulator complex
Molecular function (GO): RNA polymerase II cis-regulatory region sequence-specific DNA binding; DNA-binding transcription factor activity, RNA polymerase II-specific
Source: RefSeq, a predicted model, not a curated record